AUGUGUCGCCUGCCAGUGGCUUCACUCUUCAUUUGUUUCUGGUUGGUGGAGAGAAGCCACUGUAACGGCAGCCUUCAGGACAGCAUGGGGGAGCUGCACACCAGGUUCGCUGUCAGCCUCUAUCAGACGCUCAUCGAGACAGAGAACAACUCCAACCUGAUCGUGUCACCAGUGAGCGUCUCCUUGUCUCUGGGGCUGCUGCAGCUCGGUGCCAGGGGCAACACACUGGCUCAGCUGGAGGGAACACUCGGAUACAAUGUGAAGGAUGCCCAGGUACAGGACUUCCUGUUGCAUUCACAGAGUGACAUGAGCAACACCAGCCAGGGGAUGUGGCUGCAGCAGACCUGCACAUUAUUCGUCCAGAGCGGCGUCCAGCUCCUGACUGACUUUACACAGCAUGCAGCAGCCUGGGCCAACACCAGCGUUGUCCGAGCCAACUUCAGCCAGCCCAACCACAGUCGCGGCAAGCUGGAGCGAGCUGGACACAAUCACGGUAAGCAAGACAGCUUUCUAAAACACAGCGGGGAGCUGUCGGGCUCAGGCGAGGCCCAGGCAGAGGCCCUGUGGUGGGGACACCGGCUGCAAAUGGCCCUGGUCAACACAGUGGCCUUCAGGGGCGUCUGGCAGAAACAGUUCUUGUUCACCAACACCCAGAACCUGCCCUUCACCCUCUCUGAUGGGAGUGCCAUCAAGGUGCCCAUGAUGUAUCAGGCUACAGAGGUCAGCUUUGGUCAGUUCAGGACAGCAUCAGAUCAGCGUUACACCGUGUUGGAGCUGCCGUACCUGGGCCACUCCCUGAGCCUGCAGGUGGUCCUGGCCAGCGAGAGGAAGACGCCGCUGUCCUCCCUCGAGUCCCAGCUCACCGCUCACCAGCUGGCCUCCUGGGACACCGGCCUGCGCAGAACCAAAAUGGACAUCUUCCUACCCAGGUUCAGAAUGCAGAACAAGUUCAAUCUGAGGUCAGCGCUUCCAGCCAUGGGCAUCAGUGAUGCCUUUAACCCGACAGCAGCUGAUUUCACUGGAAUAUCAGUGGAGGAGAGUCUUUACGUGUCUGAUGCCUUCCAUGAAGUGAGGAUAGAAGUCACAGAAGAUGGGACAAAGGCAGCUGCUGCUACAGCUAUGGUGCUACUCAAACGAUCCCGUGCACCUGUUUUCAAGGCCGACCGGCCAUUCUUAUUUCUGCUACGACAGAUUAACACAGGAUCCAUCUUGUUCAUGGGCCGAGUGAUGAACCCAACAGACCAAGCACCCUAGGCUCAUAUACCUAAACCACGCUCACACACAAUCCUAC
Perca flavescens (yellow perch) is the source of this 1291-nucleotide messenger RNA. RefSeq names its product serpin peptidase inhibitor, clade E (nexin, plasminogen activator inhibitor type 1), member 3 (gene serpine3). Bases 1 to 1254 code for a protein of 417 amino acids. Gene Ontology annotation, molecular function: serine-type endopeptidase inhibitor activity. NCBI's taxonomy places the organism in Eukaryota, Metazoa, Chordata, Actinopteri, Perciformes, Percidae. The transcript is spliced from 8 exons. The record is from RefSeq and is a predicted model, not a curated record. Gene Ontology annotation, biological process: negative regulation of endopeptidase activity.